UACGCCUCUCGUGGCGUGUCAAUGUCACGAUGUUUGACAGCUUUCCAACGUUCCCAGGGAGAAGCUUUCUUGUAUUUAUUGAGACACGAGUCCCCACCUCUUUGCAGGGUCUGAAUCAGUCCCUCACCGCGCAAACAAUUCACCAUAGCGUAGCUAGAAAUACCAUCGUCUUCCCGCAAGCAUCUCCAAAUCCUGUCACACAUUCCACAAGUUUGGCUGUCCCAUCAAAAGGACAAACCUUCCCAUAACGACUUUGAGCCAGAUCUCUCACCACAAAGAAAGAAACAGAUUACCAUCUUCUGACCCGCAUCUCAUCAAACUUUCAAGCACCCCAAGAUGUAUGUCAGCAACUUCAUCACCGCCUUCUCCGCUCUCAUCGCCAGUGCCUCGGCCGCAACCCUUCCCCUCCGAUGGGCCGGCGUCUCAAAUAACGCAGCGACCGCUGAGCGUCGACAAGCCGACGGCAGCGCCACUUAUCCCACGACACCAGGAAACAUCACCUGGGCCGCACAAAACUACAUUUGGGGCUGCUCACCAGGUGGCUGCAGUGCUCGCUUCAAUGUCAGCGCUCCAGCGGGCUACAGCUCCGGCGCGCCCGGCUUCAACGUGGUCUGCAGCCCCAUCUACAUCCAGCAGGGCUGGGUCCCCUGCCUGAAUCCAGACAACAGCCCCUUCGGCGAGGAUUCGCAAGUCUUUACGAUUUGGACGGCCGGCGCGGACCGUGAGCGCAUGUACCUUGGCGUCGAGCACAUUUACAAGCGUCAGCAAGAUGGGCUCACUUGGAAUGCCACUGCCGGAACCGACAUCCUUCCUGUGCAGAACAUGAGCAUCACGUUCCCUGUCAACACUGUCGUAGUUCUUGAGUCUUGAGUAGUUGCGAAUUCGCAACAGCGGUCGGUACGGUCUUCAACUUGCACAAGGCAUGCAUUCAGCAAGGUGUUCGGGUUAUGGACAUUUCAUUCAUGUAAUUAUUUGAUGUACAUCUUAAUGCUUAAUUCUUCGUUUGAGCACCGGGUCUCUGCCUAUCUCGCAGAAAAGGGG
This is a messenger RNA of Colletotrichum scovillei, 1041 nucleotides long. RefSeq lists its product as uncharacterized. The transcript has a single exon. The coding region runs from base 337 to 870 and encodes 177 amino acids. NCBI's taxonomy places the organism in Eukaryota, Fungi, Ascomycota, Sordariomycetes, Glomerellales, Glomerellaceae. The record is from RefSeq and is a predicted model, not a curated record.